This is a messenger RNA of Impatiens glandulifera, 748 nucleotides long. RefSeq names its product vicilin Cor a 11.0101-like. Lineage: Eukaryota; Viridiplantae; Streptophyta; Magnoliopsida; Ericales; Balsaminaceae. The coding region runs from base 30 to 587 and encodes 185 amino acids. The record is from RefSeq and is a predicted model, not a curated record. The transcript is spliced from 2 exons.
AUUAUAACCCUAAAUCACAAUUUGCAAAAAUGACAGCAAAAUCAAGGAUCAUAUCCCACUUUCUUUUCUUCUUCGUCUUUCUCGUACUAGUUACUGAUCUAGUUCACGGGGAUCCGUACCAUGACUGCUUGGAUUUUUGCGAGUAUUAUGAUGAGGGUCAGGAUUGUUUUGAUAACUGCCAGGAUUUGAAAAAUGGAAGAAUUGGGAUUAUUCAAAACUCUUCGGAAAAGUCACUCGUUAACCAUGGCGUGGCCAUCCUCGAAGCCAAUCCCAACACUUUCAUGGCUCCAGGCCAUUGGGAUGCCGAUGUCCUCUUCUUCGUGGUCCAGGGAAAAGCGACCAUAAACUUGAUCCGACGCGACAAAAGAGAGACUUUGGGUCUAAAGACAGGCGAUAUCAUUCGCAUUCCGUCGGGUACAAAAGUCUUGAUGAUGAACAAAGAUAGAAUGGAGAAGCUAGUUGUGAUCAAGCUUCCACAACCCGUCUCAACCCCAGCAGGCCGUUCUGAGGUCAAACUCCUUAAUCCCUUUGGAGAUCAGUCUUCUCAGCAGCAGCAGCUAGCAGAAGGGAUCAGAUCUGUUGUUUGAAGUUGUUUUUAUUGUCUAAUUAAUUAAGUCUUUAGAAGACUAAUCCUUCAGUCAGUAUGCAUGCAUGGAUUAAGGUUUAUGUUAAUUUGUGGGUACUUUUAAUGAUCUCUAGGCCAGUUUCUCUAAUAAAUGUAUGAGGUCAGUUUAUCUAAUUAAUGAAU